Xiphophorus maculatus (southern platyfish) is the source of this 1600-nucleotide messenger RNA. It is a transcript of the gene myog, whose product is annotated as myogenin. NCBI's taxonomy places the organism in Eukaryota, Metazoa, Chordata, Actinopteri, Cyprinodontiformes, Poeciliidae. Gene Ontology annotation, biological process: positive regulation of transcription by RNA polymerase II; muscle organ development; positive regulation of myoblast differentiation. The record is from RefSeq and is a predicted model, not a curated record. The transcript is spliced from 3 exons. Gene Ontology annotation, molecular function: protein dimerization activity; DNA-binding transcription factor activity, RNA polymerase II-specific; RNA polymerase II cis-regulatory region sequence-specific DNA binding. The coding region runs from base 168 to 920 and encodes 250 amino acids.
CACACGUCUUCCACUCAUUGCAAACUCAGGCCAAGGGGAAGACAGCGCACACGCGUAUAGUCCAACACACAUCCCAGAGGCAGGAACGAAGACCACUCAUUGAAGAGCAGCAACAAACGAAGCAGGGAUUGUUGCCCCUUUACAUCUAGAGUACAACACGAGCCAAUAUGGAGCUCUUUGAGACCAACCCAUACUUCUUUCCUGAUCAGCGAUUUUAUGAAGGAGGGGACAGCUACUUCCCCUCUCGCCUACCUGGGACAUACGACCAAGCUGGUUACCAGGACAGAAACUCCAUGAUGGGCUUGUGUGGGAGUCUAGCUGGAGGUGCCAGUGUCGGAGUCGCAAGUACUGAGGACAAAGCAUCUCCCUCCAGCCUGUCACCUCAUUCUGAGACCCACUGCCCUGGUCAGUGCCUGCCCUGGGCCUGUAAGCUGUGCAAAAGAAAGACUGUGACCAUGGAUCGCCGGAGAGCAGCAACGCUGAGGGAGAAGAGACGUCUGAAGAAGGUGAACGAGGCCUUCGAUGCUCUGAAGAGGAGCACCUUGAUGAACCCCAACCAGAGGCUGCCCAAAGUGGAGAUCUUGCGGAGCGCCAUACAGUACAUCGAACGGCUACAAGCGCUGGUGUCCUCUCUCAACCAGCAGGACACUGAGACAGGACAGCAGGGACUGCACUACCGACCCACCCCAACCCAGCCCAGAGUGUCGUCGUCCUGCGAGCCCAGUUCGGGGAGCACCUGCUGCAGCAGCCCCGAGUGGAGCAGCACUCCGGAGCAGUGUCCGCCGAGCUACAGCGGUGAGGAUCUCCUGAGUGCUGCUGAAUCUCCUGAGCAGGGGAACAUGCAGGCCUUGACUUCCAUUGUGGACAGCAUCUCUGCUUCAGAUGGAGCUGUGGCCUUUCCUGUAGACAUUUCCAAAUAGACCUUUCAAAACAGUGGGAACACAGAUGUAGAUGCACAGAGAUCCGUAAAUUACAAAGGAAAUAUAGCUAAUUGGUGAUGCUGUUUGACUGGAGUACUUAUUUUGUUUUAGUGAAUCUACAAACUUUGGUUUUCUGUCUUAUGCAAACGAUCAAAAAUCUGAAUUAAUGAAUUAUCAAUGCAACUCUACUGGGUCUACUGGCUAAACUGAAUUCCUCCUUUUACAAUGAGGCCUUAUUCCCUGUAUUACAUGCCUUAUCCUGUGGUCCAGUCCUGUUUGUCAGAGCUACAGAUGCUCAGUCUAACUUGAGAUUCAAAGAUUUUGCUGCAUGAACCCAAAAUCCUAGUUAUCUGAGUGAAUCUCUGUUAAACCUUCCUCCAGACUCUCAGAUGGAUUGUAUUGUUCUAACUUAAUUUAAGUUUUCCUCCGUAUCUUUGAUUCUUUUUGUGUGAGUUUAAUGCUUAAAAAAAAAAUACAUGAAUUUAUUUGUGGGGCCAAUAUGUACCAUGGCAGUUUUGACCAAGAUCUGCUUAAUUUAAACAGGUUAUAAAUGCUUUUGUUGUAAAUACGUUCCCCUUUUUUUUACAGAGUGGUUUUGCCAUUUUAUUUUGUAUCUUUGCUAACUUAUUUUUGACUUUUAUAACUAAGAUUGUUGUGUAUUUGUAGAUGUUCUGAAAAGU